This is a messenger RNA of Diabrotica virgifera virgifera (western corn rootworm), 3349 nucleotides long. RefSeq lists its product as uncharacterized. The coding region runs from base 92 to 1183 and encodes 363 amino acids. The transcript is spliced from 3 exons. The record is from RefSeq and is a predicted model, not a curated record. Lineage: Eukaryota; Metazoa; Arthropoda; Insecta; Coleoptera; Chrysomelidae.
GCAGUUGUGUGCUUGUGUUACUUGCUUGGCUAUAACCUUGUUAUAACACACUAUAACUUAUUUGUUUAAUUAUUUGCGAUUUGUCACAAUAAUGGAACAAAAUAUUGAAAAUGUCUUACAACGAAGAAGACACGGUGAUCCAAUAGAUCACAAUUUAAUAAGAGGGAUAAUUCUUCAUAACAUUUUUGAUCCGAUAAUACCUCUUGCAGUUGCACAAAGACCCCAUUUUGUGUUAGAAACAGUUGACGAGAAAGAUGCGGAACAAAAUUUUCGAUUCAAAAAAAGAGAUAUUCCGCUACUAGCUCGGUUUUUACGCAUUCCAAAUCGCAUUAGAACCAAAUCUGGGCAUAUAGCAACAGGAAUUGAAGGGAUUUGUAUAUUCCUUCGUAGACUGGCAUAUCCCAAUCGAUUAUGCGAUUUGGAAUAUAUUUUUCAAAGAUCCCCACCAGCUCUGUCAGAAAUAUGUAAUUAUGUCUGUAAACACAUAUAUGACAAUUUUAGAUAUGUCUUAGAAGACUUAAAUAGAUUGAAUUGGCUAACUCGAGAUCGUUUACAACAAUAUGCACAGGCAGUGGCCAAUAAGGGAGCAGCAGUACAGAAUUGUUGGGGCUUUAUAGAUGGCACUGCAAGAGCCAUAUGCCGACCAGGAAUAGAUCAGGAAGCAUACUAUUCGGGUCAUAAACACUUCCAUUGCACAAAAUACCAAGCUGUUGUGUGUCCAGAUGGCCUAACAGUCAGUUUGCAUGGAGCAUUUAUGGGUAGAAGACACGAUGCUGGAAUACUUCGGGAAUCAGGUCUUUACAAUCAGCUGGAAGAAAAGACACGAUUUCCUGAUGGUAGUACUUUUGUUUUAUAUGGAGAUCAAGCUUAUGGUAUUCGGGAACUAUUGUUGUGUCCUUAUCCAGGACAAGGUGUCAAUCAAUUGCAGCAAAACUUUAAUGCCUCAAUGUCUACUGUAAGACAAGCAGUUGAGUGGAGUUUUCAGAAAGUGAUUGCAGAAUUUGCAUUUCUGGACUUCAAAAAAAAUCAAAAAUUGCUUUUACAAGAUGUAGAGGCAAUGUAUAAAACUGCAACAAUAUUGACAAACUGCCAUACUUGCUUAUAUGGUAGUCAGUCGGGUCAGUUUUUUAAUAUGCCAUCUCCCACUUUGGAACAAUAUCUUGAACCAAUAAAUGAUGAAUAGUUUUUCCCCUUGUAUAUUCUUUCUUCUUGUUCUUUUUGACAUAACAUGACAUGUCAUGACUCUGUCUGUUUUUUCAAUGUACCUCCAGUAAUUAUCGUUUUUGUGGUCUUCCCACUAAUCAUCUUCAUAUCAGGGAACCGUCUCUGACCAUCCUUACUAGUCUAUUUGUUAUCAUGCAGCUUAUGUGGUCAUUCCAUUCUACUCUUCUAUUUCUUCUUCUUCUUUAAGUGCCAUCUCCGUGACGAAGGUUGGCAAUCAUCAUGACUAUCUUGACCUUUCGAGGCAGCUGCUCUGAACAGUUGCCUUGAGCUUCAACCAAACCAUUCUCUCAGGUUCCUCAGCCAGGAAAUGCGUCUCCUUCGUACCCUCUAUUUUUCCUUGAAUUAUUUAUUUUAAGAUGCUGUAUCUUUCGCCUCUCAUCACAUGUCCGAGAUAUUGCAAUUUCCUUUCUUUUAUUGUGUUUUCAAUUUCCCUCUUAACACCAAUUCUUCUUAACACUCCUAACACUACAUUUUCCUGGGUAUCCACAUUUACACCUAUUGCAGUUAUAUAAAAAGCUGAUCUCUGCAUGCUUCAGCAAAUAGUAUAUACUUUGUUGCAUUUUCCUUUACAUAAAAGUAUGUGCUUUUGUUGAAAAGAACAUACUAUAAAACAAAAGUACCUACUACUGACAUGAAGUAAUCCAAUCGUGUUAGAACAAUUGUCAGAAAAUGAACAAUAUUGUUCAUUCACAUCCAUAAAUGCUGCCAUUUUUAACAAAAAUCACCUCUGCUGAAGUCGUUCAUCCACUAACUUCACUUAAACUGAGCCAAAUAUAUUAAACUAGCAAAUACUUCAAAAAUACGUAGUAUGUUCUAUGUAUGUGGUAAAUAGUAGCAAAUGCUAUGGAGAAAAGCAAAUGCUUUGUAAGUGAAGUAAAAACUUCAAAAAUGUAGUACAUACUUUAAGCAUUACUACAUUUUAUGCAUUCCACCUAUUAAGAGUGCUUAAUGAGUACUUACUCUUCUUAUUGUUUAUUACACUACUUCUAUUCUCGGUUACCUAAUGGAAUGAUGUUCUGUGGAAGUGCAGUGGGAACAUCAAAUCUUUUUAUCAUUCAUAAAAAAGUAGACUACUAAAUACUUACAUUUCCAGCCACCUACAUUUAUGAAUGUCUACAUUUCCAAUCAUACCCAUGACAAAAGAGCUCAAAACUUAACUAUCUGUAGACACAGGUUUACUCCAACAGAACGGAGUCCACUGUGUGCUUGUAUCAAAUUCUACAAGCUUCCAUCAAUAUUACAGCAUUAAAACAAGAAAAUCCUGUUAAUGUAGUACUUAAUCUGUUGAAAAAUAUCUUGUUAAUGUAAAAUCAUAUACUGUGGUGAAAUACCUAGAGUAUUAGUUCUAUUGUGCUGUCCUUAGUAUAUCCUACUGCAGAAUAUUGUGCUCCUGUCUUGCUAAACAAUCAUGACACAAAAGUCAUAGAUACCUAGUUAAACCAAGCAAUGAGGCACAUAACGGGAACUUUAAAGCCCACACCAACCCAAUGGCUUCCAGUUCUAAGCAACAAGACUACUGCCGCACUCAACACCCUAGUUCAAAAAUGACAACAAAACCCAGCACUACCAAUAAAUACAGACAUCGCUGAACUAGACCAAAGACGGUUAAGACUGAAAUUCAGACAUCCACCUACUAGAACUGCUACAAGAUUGGCUGAUUUCACUACUGAAGAGCACUGGAUGGGCGAAUGGAAUCCAGACAUCAGAAAUUCUAAUCUGAUAGAAAACCCCACAAUUAAACCUGACUGCUUUUCUCUUCCUCGUCAUGAAUGGUGCAACCUAAAUAGAAUACAAGUUGGUCAUGGAAUUUGUAACAAAUCGCUGAAUCAAUGGGAUAUAAAUGCCAGUCCAGGAUGUGACAAAUGCAGCGCUGUUGAACAUACAAUUAACCACAUCGUCUUCGAGUUGGCAGUUCUUUGUAAGUCUUCAAGAAAUCCACCAACUCACUCCCAAGUCAAGAGACUGGCUUCGAGGAUGUAACCUUCGACAUUCAUUUAUUAAUUUUAUUUUUAUAUGUUCUAUGUUUGUGUUUUCUUAUUUAUUUAUUAUUGUUUCUAUAUGUUACUGUUUCUUGACUUGACAUUGUUUGCUCAAUUAUAUAAAAAAUUAUACAAAUAAAAAAUUA